Messenger RNA from Saccostrea echinata, 1308 nucleotides. RefSeq names its product transient receptor potential cation channel subfamily M member 2-like. Gene Ontology annotation, cellular component: membrane. The transcript is spliced from 9 exons. The record is from RefSeq and is a predicted model, not a curated record. NCBI's taxonomy places the organism in Eukaryota, Metazoa, Mollusca, Bivalvia, Ostreida, Ostreidae. Gene Ontology annotation, molecular function: ligand-gated calcium channel activity. Bases 28 to 1308 code for a protein of 426 amino acids. Gene Ontology annotation, biological process: calcium ion transmembrane transport.
UUUUGUCUUCUCCUGGGCUACGCCUAUAUGUUAAUCUGCAGCCACGAGGAAAAUAUCUCCUAUGCUGAUGUGUUUCUUAUUAUUUGGAUGGGAAGUUUUUUCAUUGAUGAAACCAAGCAGGUUUUCAUUGCAAUAUGGAGAAAGAAAUUCACUGCAUACAUCAGGGAUCCAUGGAAUAUACUAGACUGGCUCUCAAUGAUAACAUUUACAUGUGGGAUGCUGCUCAAGUUAGGAAAUGGAUUACAUUAUUACAACGCCUCCAAAAUUCUUCUCGUUUUAGCUUUUAUCAUUCUAAGCAUCCGGGUUUUUAACUUGUUCUGCAUUUCUGAGCUUCUUGGGCCAAAACUUGUCAUCAUACGGAAAAUGUUUAUAGACACUUUUGCCUUUAUGGCGAUUAUGACAGUCAUUACCAUGUGUUACAAUGUUUCGUACUACGCCAUAUUGUAUUAUGGUAACUCAGACUUCAGCUUUGAUACAUUGGAAAAAGUUACCAGAAAUGGAUAUUGGAUGCUUUUUGGAGAAUUAAAUUUGGAAGGAGAUCGGCUAAUAGAACCAGAGUGCUCAUUUGAAAAAGUGUUUUAUUCCAAUGGAACACUGGAGAGAUGUCCUUCAUCGCUUGGAAGAUUUCUGGCACCUUAUCUAAAGGCACUGUACGGAUUGGUAGCUGUUAUUUUGAUGCUUAACCUAUUGAUAGCCAUGUACAGCCACACAUUCUCCGAGGUGCAUGUGAAAUCAAAGUUUUACUGGUCACAGCUUCAGACUGACUUUUUAGAGGAAUAUAGCGUUAAAUCGAUAUUUCCCUUUCACAUGCAAUGGAUAGCCAUGAUCUUCUGUUUAUUCCAUCUUUUGCUUUGGGGAAUACAAUAUGGUUGUGUGAAACUUCGUGCAAGAAAGGAGAACCAUGAUGAGUCAACAAUCAGUAUCAGUCAGACUGAUGGAGGAUAUAAGGAAGAGGGGGAUAAGAAACUCAACAAACACCCUAUGUUUGUCAGAGUAUUUUUGUUUGACACAAACUUUGACAUCAAACUGAGGAAAACGAGAAAAGUUGAAGGUUAUGCUGCUUUACAAGCUAGACGAGAGAUGGAUAUUGCAGAAGAGGACAAAAUAUCGGUGUUGAAAAAAGAAAUGAAGACGAUGAAAAGAGAAAUGAUGGAAAAUAACCAAAAGACCAUACUUCUGUGUCUUCCUCUGCAAUCAGAAGGUUGUGCAUUGUCAAACGAAGCUGAUGUCGAUUUUUCAUCUAAAGGGCGUUGUUCCACGGACAUCCCUACAACAUCUACACUCCGUGAUCUUACCAUCUACAACUGA